Molecule: messenger RNA, 861 nt
Organism: Orbilia oligospora ATCC 24927
Lineage: Eukaryota; Fungi; Ascomycota; Orbiliomycetes; Orbiliales; Orbiliaceae
Exons: 3
Coding region: 1-861 (286 amino acids)
Source: RefSeq, a predicted model, not a curated record
AUGGUAAACAUAUUGUAUUUUCUUACACUUGGGGCGGUGACGGCCACUGCCCAGAGCAUGUUAAAGUGUAAUGCCGAUAAUUGUCUUCGAGCACUCAAGGCCGGUUCUUUCCCUGAUCGACCUGCAUCUGCGGAUUGUAUAGCAUUUUUUAAUUACUUCGCGACUGCGACAAUAACUGCUACCGAGAUUACUACUAUAUCCGAUACUACUACUGCGACUACUAUCACAGUCCCUGUUGAAGCUCCGCCUCCAGACUGUAAAUGCAAACGCGGUGUUCCCGAAUCAGCACCAAUCCCAGCAUAUGCCUCCAAAUGCAGCGGCUUUGUCCGAUACUCCUCCGCAUGCGCUUGCAUUGGUGCUACACUGACGGCUGCUCCUGUCACGACGACUGUGAUUAAAACUUCUACCACGGUAAUCAGCGCAACCGCAACCGCUACUGCUAUCUCGUUUGUAAUGCAACUCCAAAACGUAUUUCCCGGAUAUUAUAUCGCCCAGUAUCCUACCAAUGGUCUCGCUGUCGUCGAAGCAGACAUUUCAAAAACGGUGAAAUUUUACCUUCAGCCCGACGGUGUCGUCAAAUUCGGGAAUGGGGCACCAGUGAGGUUUAUCCCUUACUCCUCUGAUGCCGGAGCCAUCCUAGUAUAUGACGUCGAACCUGAAGGUUCCAGCCCUCUGAAAUGUCGAAUUGGUGGUAGCCAGUAUCUCACGUGUGAGCAUGGUCUUGCGGGCGAAACUGGGGUGUUGGGAAUACGCCACAUACCCGAUAGCGACCUUCUGAUCCUAGGAAAGACAAUACAGGCCCUAGAAGCUGCAGGUGCGCAGAUUGUUGCGGUUAAGGCAAUCCCAAUACCAGCACUCUAA